UAUAUUUUUUUUUGCCGAAAAACUUUUUAAUAUUAUUAUUUCAGCAAAUUUCAUUUUUUUUUCAUUCUUAUUCUCAGGAUCGGACCACAGUAUGUUGAUCUCAUCUUGCUGUAAGGUCAGGUCCCUCCGACGCCAUUUUCUUCCACCCUCACCCCCAAUCAGUGAGAUUUUUAAUCAACCCAGAGAGAGAUUUCCAAUUAAUCAGAGUUUUCGGAUAUCCAAAAAGGGUUGGUUCAUUAUCAUAGCAUUGGAUCAGCAUCAGUUCUUCUGAAUGGAAUAGGCUCUCAAAGACUUGCAGUUCAUAAUUUUCUACUCAAGCUAAUAAUAUUUACAGCACAGUAUUUGGAUUACCAUGGAUGCUAGCAUUAGUGAGAGACCAUCUCAAACUCCACCAAAAUGGAGAAAAGUUGCAUAUGGAGGGAUGCAACCUGGGUUUGAUGACAACCAUACUGAUGACUCUUUUCUUGAAAAAAUGGUCAUGAAUGCCAAUGUUGUGAAAAGGAACUUGCUAAAAGUGAUGCAGGAUUCAGUUUCCAUCUCUCAGUAUUUGUGCAUUGUUGCACUUGUUGGCCUGGUUUGGACCUAUACCCUUAGAUCAACUCUUGAUGAAAAUUCACUCUUGUUUCUUAAUGUUAGUCUUCUUGGAUUGGGCUUCAUGGUUGUUAUGUUAACUGGAGGAAUGCUUUCGCUCAAUCUUUUCUCACAUUAUUUACUCAAUAUAUCUUUUUUCACCACCGGCUUGUAUAUUCUAGCUCCCAUCUUUCACACCCUUACUAGGUCAAUCAGCUCAGACUCCAUUUGGGCGGUAACCGUGUUACUUCUUCUGCUCCAUCUAUUUCUCCACGAUUACUCAGGAUCCACUGUAAGAGCUCCAGGGGCUCUUCAGAAUCCUACCUUAACGAGCUGCAUCUCUUUAAAUUCUUCUGUUGUGGCCUCGGUUUUUUUUGCUUCUCGUCUCCCAUCGAGGCUUCAUGUGUUUGCUAUUAUGUUAUUCUCCCUACAGGUCUUCCUUUUCGCUCCGUUGGUGACUUACUGCAUUAAGAAAUACUCCUUCCGCUUGCACCUCUUGCUUUCAUUUUGCCUGAUGACUCUAACACUGGGGUUUGUCUAUACGCUGCACAGCUUGCUUUUUGUGAUGUUCCUGGGUUUACUGGUUUUUGUAAAUGUAGUUUGCCCAUAUUGGCUAAUACGAAUUCAGGAAUACAAGUUUGAGAUCAAUGGUCCUUGGGAUGAGGCUAAACUUUGUUUUGAUAUAACAGAUUGACUAUUUUAGUGCCUUCUUGAAAA
Messenger RNA from Humulus lupulus (European hop), 1287 nucleotides. Its product is annotated as phosphatidylinositol N-acetylglucosaminyltransferase subunit C-like. NCBI's taxonomy places the organism in Eukaryota, Viridiplantae, Streptophyta, Magnoliopsida, Rosales, Cannabaceae. The record is from RefSeq and is a predicted model, not a curated record. Gene Ontology annotation, cellular component: glycosylphosphatidylinositol-N-acetylglucosaminyltransferase (GPI-GnT) complex; membrane. The transcript is spliced from 2 exons. Bases 353 to 1264 code for a protein of 303 amino acids. Gene Ontology annotation, biological process: GPI anchor biosynthetic process.